Molecule: messenger RNA, 381 nt
Organism: Colletotrichum chrysophilum
Lineage: Eukaryota; Fungi; Ascomycota; Sordariomycetes; Glomerellales; Glomerellaceae
Exons: 2
Coding region: 1-381 (126 amino acids)
Source: RefSeq, a predicted model, not a curated record
AUGCCAGCAGAGCUCUUGGACAUGGAAGAGUGGGAAAUCGCUCCUGGACGUGUUCGCGACGACCAGAGCCAGGAACCGACGAACGUGGCAUUCUCGAAUGCAUAUCUUACAUCCAACCAAGCCGUCAGCGUCUCAGAAGAUAUUGCUUUUAACGUCAUCGUUAUUAAGCCUGGCGGCUCUCAUCGUUGGACCGACGAGGAGGACAAGGUGCGCAUAUGCUCUGUCGCCGUGGGCAAAGUCAAGGUGAAGCUGGACAUGACAGACCCUUUUCAGAUUGGGCCGAAUGGCAUGUUCAAACUGAAGCUUGGCACGUCAUGCUCCAUCGAGAACAGGACAUACAUCGACGCCAUCAUCCACGUUACAUCCGUGACGCUUUACUAG